AUGUCUGAAAGUUCAUAAUUUUGUGACAUAAAUUUGAAUUAAACAAUACAUACAUAUAUAAAAUCUUUAAAUUAAUAAGAUUAUUAAUAAAAAAAGUGUUUUAAAUUUUUUAUUCAUAAAUUUAUAUUCGUUGAAACUUAGUUUUAAAAGGAGGAAGGUUCAAACAUAGAUAUCUAGUUAAACAAUUAAGAUUAGAUUUUUUCUUAAAUAAACGAAACUUCACUCACAUUUAGUUUAUAUAGUUUCAAAAGCUAUUUUUCAAUUUAUUUCAGCUAGGUAACAGCUUUAUUAAAGUUAGGAGUUAAUCCUUAAUAAAUUACACCAUUUUAGCUAUAGUUAUAUUAUUCAUUUUCAAAAUUUUAUACAUUUUUAUUAAGAGCUUCUUAAAUAUUUUUUAAUCUAGCAUUAAUCUCAUCAAAUUAAUUACCAAUCAUCUAAGUUUAGCUUUCAAAAAAUGAAAUAGUGCUAAAACUAUUGUCAUUUGAGGAAUGUUAAGAUAGAAAACUACUAUAAGGUUAUGUAAUCUAUGAAAUAUCUUUAUCUAUUUCAUUAAUUUUUUUUAAGUAUUAAUUUUAUGGAUCUUUAUUUUUAAUUGAUUCUUUGAUUUCUUAUAUAUUAUAAUUUUAAUAAUGCUCCUUAAAUUUAUAAAAGUAUUCAUCAGUAUCAUUACCUAGCUAAAAUUAAAUAGCUUCUUCUAAAGAAAGAAAGUAUUCUAAUAUUUUGCUCUAAAGAUUAAUUUCAGCUUAAGCUACUACUAGAGCCUUUUCAUUAUAAUUGGGUUAAUUUUAUAAUUUUUAGUAUUAUUAGUUUUGUCUUUAACUCAUUUUUACUUUUUUUUAUAGUUUAUUUAUUUUUUGA
This is a messenger RNA of Tetrahymena thermophila SB210, 858 nucleotides long. RefSeq names its product transmembrane protein, putative. Lineage: Eukaryota; Ciliophora; Oligohymenophorea; Hymenostomatida; Tetrahymenidae. The transcript has a single exon. The record is from RefSeq and is a predicted model, not a curated record.